AUGUUGGGCCUCGGGGAGAAGCUCUAUGCUUGUGUUUCCAGUCUCCGCCAGGUGGAACUGCAUGUGUCCCAGAAAUUCCGUGUCUUGCUCAUCUGGCAGGUCGUCUUGUCCAACAUGCCCGUUACGUUUGCGCCUUUCGCAACGUUUGCUAUAUAUGCGAUUAUUCAGACGGUUCGGGGAGGCCAGACUCUUUUGGCUAACCGGAUGUUCACAUCCCUAUCACUGAUCUCACUCAUGACGGAUCCGCUGCUCAUUUUCAUUCAGACACUUCCUUCACUAUGGGAGUCCGUGUCUUGUUUUAGUCGCAUCGAGCAGUAUUGCACCAAGGCGCCGAUGGAGACAUCGACCGAUAGCACAACCCCUGGCGACGAUAUGGAGCUGUCUUCCCGCCCGUCUCCCGGUUCAUCUUCAACGUCUGUUGUUGAAUUCCAAAAUGCUAGCUUCUCGUGGACUGCCACCGGCUCUCAUGUCCUUCAUGGCAUCAGCUUUGCAGUUCAGAAGGGGCAUAUUACCGCUGUGAUUGGGUCGGUCGGAAGCGGCAAGAGUACACUGCUAGAAAGUUCCCUUGGCGAAACGACACUCAGAAACGGGUCGAUGUCACCGUUCUCAACUAGCGUCGCGUAUUGUCCACAGACGCCAUGGAUAAUGAACGACACUAUUCGGCAAAAUAUCAUUGGCCCGGCUGCAUACGAUCCGAAGUGGUAUAGCUUUGUGGUUUGGGCCUGUGCCUUGGAACCCGACUUCGAGAACAUCGCUGGUGGGGAUUUGUCUAAGGCUGGAAGUUCAGGUAUAACAUUGAGCGGUGGACAGAAACAGAGAAUUUCAUUGGCACGAGCGGUCUACUCCCGAGCCCCGACAUUGGUCCUCGAUGAUGUAUUCAGUGGCCUUGACAACAAGUCUGUUGUUGCUAUCACAACCCGUCUACUCGCUUCCACUGGUCACUUCCGAGAAUCUGGCAGAACAGUCAUUAUUGCAACACACAACCAUCGCCUAUUGCCCCAUGCCGAUAGAAUCGUGGUUCUCGAGAAUGGUACAGUACGGAAAAUUGGUUCAUUUGAAGAAAUCGAGUCCGAAUUGCCACAGGAUCAUCACAGCAGUGACAGCGACGAUUCUUCAAAUCAAGAAGUGAUAACGCCGACAAAGCAGGCACAUUCAAGUACUCUCGAGAGUGUACUGAGCAACGUCGACGGAGAAUCCCUCGAGCUGGAUAAUGCACGCCGCGAUGGAAAAUGGUCCGUGUAUUCGUACUACUUCAAAUCUGCAGGAUGGACCCUCAUGAUUUCAUUGGUCGCGGCGAUCUUUAUCUGCGGAUUUACAGAUAGGUUCUCAACUAUCUGGUUGGAACAAUGGUCGAAUGCGAACCAGAAGAAUCCCGACCAGUCACCGGCGAAGUAUGUGGGGAUCUACGCCUUGCUUAUCGGGAUAUCUAUCUGCGGCCUCGUAUUUUCAUGCUGGGCCCUUUUGGUUCCUGUCAUCAGCAACACGGGCCGUAGCAUGCAUGCGCACUUGCUCAAGGCCACCCUGAGUGCACCUUUCAGCUUCUUCCAAAAGACUGACGCAGGCUUGACAACUAACAGAUUCAGCCAGGAUUUGGAGCUUAUCGACAUGGACCUUCCCAUCCAGGCAAUCAACACCAACAUGUCAUUUGCAAACUGCGUUGUUCAGCUGGUUUUACUCUGUAUCUUGGGUAAAUACCUCACGAUAACGGUCCCUGCUCUCGGCGUCAUCCUCUUCCUCGUGCAAAGCUACUACCUGCGAACCUCCCGACAAGUGCGACUUCUCGACAUUGAGGCGAAAUCUCCACUUUUCACUCACUUUGUGGAAACUAUGCAAGGCAUCACUGUCAUUCGGGCGAUGCGAUGGCAGACACCUUUCCAGACUCGACUCCAGGAUUUAUUGAACCAGUCUCAGAAGCCAUUCUACAUGCUAUUCUGCAUUCGUCAAUGGCUUCAAUUGGUUCUUGAUUGUAUCGUGAUGGCACUUGCCGUUGUUCUCGUAUCGCUGGUGGUCUCGCUCAGAGGCCAAUUCAGUGCGGGCUCGAUCGGUGUUGCUCUCAACUUGAUUCUCGUUUUCAGUCAGGAUCUCAUGCAGUUUAUCAAGUCUUGGACUGUCCUUGAAACAUCCAUUGGUGCGGUCGCUCGUAUCCAAGAAUUUGUCGAGACCACCCCAUCAGAAGAGCAGCACCAGAAUGAACACGCAACGGUUUCACCCCAUUGGCCCGAACGUGGACAUUUGACCUUCGACCGUGUGACAGCUUCCUAUGGACCUAACGCCCCGCCUGUUCUGAACGAGCUGUCCCUAGCUAUCGAACCUGGUCAGAAGAUCGCUGUCUGCGGCCCAUCAGGAAGUGGCAAGACCUCUCUUAUCUUAGGAUUAUUACAGAUGAUCGAGUUGCGGGAUGGUAGCAUCAACUUGGAUGGCAUCGAUCUCUCUACACUGUCAUGCAGUACGGUACGCUCUCGAAUCAACGUUGUGCCACAGGAACCUUUCUUCAUGCCCGGAACGCUACGCUUCAAUUUGGACCGCCAGCUCGAGGAUAAUCCUGUUCCCGACUCAUCUCUCAUCCGGGCACUCGAAGCUGUCGGACUAUGGAAGAAGGUUCGUGAGGACUGCCCUGAUGGUGGGGAGCUAGACCAGCCCCUCUCGAUUUCAAAUUGGUCUAUGGGAGAGCGACAAUUGCUUGCGCUCGCACGAGCAUUGGUGGUGAAGAGUCCAAUCCUAAUUUUGGAUGAAGCUAUGAGCAGUGUGGACUGGGAGACCGAAGCCACUAUGCAAGACAUCAUUGACCGAGAAUUUACUUCUCAGACGGUUAUUUCUGUCAUUCACCGGCUUCGCUACGUCGAGCGCUAUGACCGAGUUGCACUCAUGAAGCAUGGCCGACUUGUGGAAUAUGCUAGUCCAGGCGAACUCCUGGCGGGCCCAUCCGAAUUUGCGUCCUUUUACAAUGCGAAAAAGGCCCCCCAGUGA
Messenger RNA from Penicillium subrubescens, 2967 nucleotides. RefSeq lists its product as uncharacterized. Gene Ontology annotation, cellular component: membrane. The transcript is spliced from 10 exons. Bases 1 to 2967 code for a protein of 988 amino acids. Gene Ontology annotation, biological process: transmembrane transport. Gene Ontology annotation, molecular function: ABC-type transporter activity; ATP hydrolysis activity; ATP binding. NCBI's taxonomy places the organism in Eukaryota, Fungi, Ascomycota, Eurotiomycetes, Eurotiales, Aspergillaceae. The record is from RefSeq and is a predicted model, not a curated record.